CUCCACACAAUCUCUGUCCUCAAUACACGGAUUUCGUCACACGAAUGAUUUCCUAGCCAAUUACGCACAAUGUGGAAGAUUUCAUACAACUGCAGGAGGAAGAGCGGCAACUUGGUGGGAUCUCACUCAGGAAUGUGUCGUCUGCGCGCACCUGGGGCCACUGGAGACAUGCGGAGGCAACAGAUUUUAACCUGUUUUCACUCUGUUUUAUGAUACUGAGCCGUCGUGUACCUGCCUGUGAUGGGGAGAAGCGCAUGGAGCUGCGGUGCCGUGAUCCUGCUGGCCAUGAUUUGCUGGUGUCGUGCCGCCACUCUGGAGUCCAUCCACUGGACGAGUUCCAAUGCAAAGUUUACUCCAGGUCAGGGUCUGAUCCUGUAUCCUCAGAUAGGGGACAAGAUGGACAUUGUGUGUCCCCGGGCAGACGCUUCCUCGGGGGGGAGCGAGGAGUUCUACAGAGUGUACCUGGUCUCCCGAAGUCAGAUAGAGAGCUGCACCAUCGAUAAGACGGAUACACCCCUGCUGAACUGUGACAAGCCUCACCGGGAUGUCAAGUUCACGUUCAAGUUUCAGGAGUUCAGCCCCAACCUGUGGGGUCUGGAGUUUCUCAAGGGGAGGGACUAUUAUAUCACCUCCACUUCUACAGGGGCUCUGCAAGGUCUGGAUAACACCAAUGGAGGGGUGUGCAGAACUAAAUCCAUGAAGCUGGUGCUGAGAGUCGGCCAAAGCUCCUCAGACCCACCUUCAACACUCCAGGAGUCCCCCACCAGAUUCCCACCCUCACGACCAAAGCCCAAGGCCAAGGACACCUCUGCAAAAGAAAAUGUUUCUCCUUCCUUUUUUUUUUUUUUUGCCUGGCCUCUCCUCUGUCUCUGUUUGACAGCCGCGGGAUCAGAAACAGGACAAACAAACCCCAGCGGCGGCUCUGAGUCAGGACUGUUCAUGUGGGUUUUCUCCGGCUGUGCGAUCCUCCUUCUGGUCAUCAUAGUUCUGCUGGCCCUGCUGUGGAGGUACCAUCACCGUCACUGUGUCCCUGAGAGCCAGCAGUCAGCCUCCGUGUCCCUCAACACUUUGGCUGUGCCGAAGCGAGACAGCAUCAGCAGCGACAACAACGGCUCGGACCGCAGUGAUGUUGUCUUUCCUCUGCGAUCUUCUGACAGCAUGGUGUGCCGUCACUACGAGCGCGUGAGCACCGACUAUGGGCCCCCCGUGUACAUAGUUCAGGAGAUAACACCGCAGACUCCCACCAACAUCUACUACAAAGUCUAGUGUUUGCUGCUCUAAUGUCAGUCUUUGACUAAUAUGUUGAUAAUAAAUUUCAGCCCUUGUGGACACACUCUCACAGGCUGUAAUCUAUUACACAAUGCUCCCAUGGCUACAGUUGUAAAGUUUGUAGCGUGUGAAGAAAUGUGGGGAGUUUCUCCGAGAGCGGUGUUGCACUGACCGUCGACGGACAAAUGUCAGUCUUAUACUUGCUCUGGUCACACUGCACCAAGUGCACAAAAAGCUGUUGUACCACUUUGUUUUCUUAGUGAAGAGACAAUCAGAGAGAAAACUGGUGUGUCAUAACACGUCAUUCAGUAGUUGUGUUCGGUUAGUUUUUUGUGAGAUACGUGCGGAAGUGUUCAGCAAAUACCAAUUUGUUCUGGUUUUUACAAAGAGAUCAGUUGUGUCUCUCUGCCACUGAAUGUGGCGGCUUCAGAUGUACAGUAUAUGUGUAUUUUAUUUAAUUUAUUGAUAACUCGUUGACAAAGAUUGAUAUUGAACUCCUGCACACUAAAUUUGCGGGCGCUUGAAUAUAGAUUUUUCAUAACCGAAGUGUGUAAACUUUGUUUGAAAUGCUGUUCAGUGAAAUGAAAAUCAUGAUUCUGUGGCGUUUAUUAAAGUAAAAACAAUUUCAAGGGA
Molecule: messenger RNA, 1902 nt
Organism: Seriola aureovittata
Lineage: Eukaryota; Metazoa; Chordata; Actinopteri; Carangiformes; Carangidae
Product: ephrin-B2a-like
Exons: 5
Coding region: 241-1266 (341 amino acids)
Biological process (GO): ephrin receptor signaling pathway; blood vessel morphogenesis; axon guidance
Cellular component (GO): plasma membrane
Molecular function (GO): ephrin receptor binding
Source: RefSeq, a predicted model, not a curated record